Molecule: messenger RNA, 1437 nt
Organism: Dentiscutata erythropus
Lineage: Eukaryota; Fungi; Glomeromycota; Glomeromycetes; Diversisporales; Gigasporaceae
Source: the annotation of a GenBank genome assembly
AUGGGCGUUGAUAACGAACAAGUAACCAACGAAAAUUCUAACUACCAUACUUCUGGUGACGCGUGGACACCUUCUACUUGGAGAGCAAAAAAAAUCAAACAAAAUGUUUCUUACGAAGAUCAAGAACAUUUACAGAGGGUUACUGAAAAAUUAAACAAUGUGCCUCCUUUGGUAACACCAGCAGAGAUUAACAAGCUUCGUCAUCAACUCGAACAAGUCGCGCUUAAUAAGGCUUUUCUAUUGCAAGGUGGUGACUGCGCUGAACUUUUUGACUAUUGUUCACAGGAACCUAUCGAAUCAAAACUCAAAGUAUUUCUUCAAAUGAGUUUGGUAAUUAUAUGGGGUUCUAGAAUUCCAGUAGUUCGAAUCGCCAGGAUGUGUGGACAAUAUGCAAAACCUCGAUCAAAUGAAAUGGAAAUGUAUGAAGGAAAAGAAAUUCACGCUUUCCGUGGUGAAAUUAUUAAUGGAUAUGAACCUACUGAUAGAAAACCCGAUCCAGAUCGUCUUUUAGGAGCUUAUUUCCAUUCUGCAGCAACACUUAAUUAUGUUAGAUCAAUUAUUGGGUCAGGAUUUGCAGAUUUACAUAAUCCGGACGAAUGGUCACUUCAUCACGUUCGUUCUAAAGGAACGCGUCAAGAAUACCAAACAAUAGUUGAUCGUCUUACCGACACAUUAAAUUUCAUGAAGACAAUUGGAGCGGACGUGCCAUUCUCUCCUUUAACCAAUUCGUUAAAUAGUGUCGAUUUAUUCAUGUCACAUGAAGGAUUAAUACUUGAUUAUGAACAAUGUUUGACACGUUUGUUGAAAGAUCCAGAAACCCAAAGUCUAAAGUGGUACAAUGUUGGAGCUCAUUUCUUAUGGGUGGGUGAUAGGACUAGGAGUAUUGAUGAAGCACACAUUGAGUAUUUUCGUGGAAUUCGUAAUCCUAUUGGAAUUAAAGUUGGGCCUAGCAUGCAACCAGAUGAACUUAAAAAAUUAUUGAAUAUAGUAAAUCCUGAUAAAGAGAUUGGGAAAGUUACAUUGAUUACGCGUUUCGGAUGCGAUAAUGUGGAAAAAUUCCUGCCAGGUCACAUUAAGGCUGUUAAGGAAUCAGGUCACGUUGUUGUUUGGACGUGCGAUCCGAUGCACGGAAACACCAAAACAACAAGUUCAGGCGUAAAAACUCGACAUUUUAAUUCAAUAAUUGAGGAACUUUCUAAAGUGAUACAUACUCAUAAAAAUAAUGAAAGCCAAUUGAAUGGUGUGCACUUUGAGCUUACGGGCGAAGGCGUAACUGAAUGUAUCGGAGGAUCAAUGGAGCUAUCAGACGUAGAUCUUGAACAAAAUUAUAGGACCUAUUGUGAUCCUAGACUUAAUUAUGAGCAAAGUUUGGACGUAGCAUUUUUAAUCGCAAAGUAUUGUGAAAAAGAGCGAAAUGAGUCACUUCCUGCGUUAUGA